Messenger RNA from Chondrus crispus (carragheen), 657 nucleotides. RefSeq lists its product as hypothetical. The transcript has 2 exons. The record is from RefSeq and is a predicted model, not a curated record. Bases 1 to 639 code for a protein of 212 amino acids. Lineage: Eukaryota; Rhodophyta; Florideophyceae; Gigartinales; Gigartinaceae.
AUGUCUGCGGCCCCCGCCGGUGCGCUCUACGCCGCCCGCUGCGUCGACAAGCCAUCUUCCUCCGCCCUGCGUGCCGCUACUCGUCCUGCCCAUCUCGACUGGAUCGCUGCUCAAGAAUCUCUCUUUCGCUUUGCGGGUCCCCUGCACCCCCCUGACGCCACGUCCCAACCUAUCGGCUCCCUUCUCAUUAUGCACGGUUCACCUCCUGCCUCUGCCGCCUCUAUCGAACGCUAUCUCUAUGAUGAUCCGUAUGCCAAGGCAGGCCUUUUCGAGUCUGUUGAUGUGCGACGGUGGGUUUGCGGCAUGGCUUCCACCGCGCCCCUGCCGGACAAUUUGUUCGCUGUUUGGUGUCUGGACAAGCCGCAAAGUAGGGCGCUGCGAAAGGCGACACGGUCCGCUCAUCUUGACUGGUGGCGCGGCGCGGGAAGGAGCGGCAUGAUUGGGCCGUUUCCGGCGGACGAUGGCGACGGCGCAGUUGGUAGCUUAAUUGUGUGUGAAGGGGAAAGCGUUGAGGAAGUCGCCCAGUGGGCUAAGACGGAUCCGUAUAGCACGGCUGGCCUUUUCGACUCUGUUGAAGUGCACUCGGUGCUCAAAGCGGUAGAGGAUGGCAAGUUUCUGCUCGGAGACGUCCCAAAGUAAAUUUGGGCGCCUUGUUUU